Molecule: messenger RNA, 1148 nt
Organism: Linum trigynum
Lineage: Eukaryota; Viridiplantae; Streptophyta; Magnoliopsida; Malpighiales; Linaceae
Source: the annotation of a GenBank genome assembly
CAUACGAGAAAAAUUAAAAAAGUUGGAAAGAAAAAUUAAAAAAGUUGGAAAGAAAGAAGGAUAAUUAUUAAGGGAAAGAAAUAAUUAAUAAUAAUAAAUAAAUGAUAAGGGAGUGCUUAUCUGAACCGUCGGCCAAGAAGCGUAACUGCCACUUCGUUCGUGAUUGUAAUCGACAGUACCGCAUUCACAAGAGACUGUCAGUCUGCCUUGUCUCCCCUGGCGGUUCGUCGAUUGAGUCUGAGGCCCCUGCUCCCGGCUUAUCGUUGCCGGCGGUCACAACAAACCGUUCGACACACCGAUUUCAUUUCCUCCCGCCAUCCCGUGCUCCGAUCUCGUGGUCCCGUACUCUGCCAUCUCCGCCGGCAGCUUUGAUUCCGACGAGGGCCGAAUACCAGCCAAUUGAUCCUAGAGCUCUGAGCCGCAGAGAUGGAGUUUUUUGCUCUGGAAACAGAGCUUCUCGCUCCGACCCCGCGAAAAUCCCAACUUCGCCGCCUCCACUGAAGCUGCACAACGAUCUCAACCUCGAAACCAUCCCGCUGCACCCUUCGGCUUCGGCAGCAUAGUAGCGGUGCAGAUUGCACUACAAAAGCCGCCACUGUCCCGACAAUGAACGCCGGGAAGGUCCCACCGCCGAACGCCGCGUCGAACGGCCCGCUCCCUAGCGAGAUUACCAUUUGUGGCAAACAGAUCGACAGAUUCACCACCCCCAGCGAAAGCCCCUACCAGGCCCAAGAUCCGUGCGAGUAGAUCGACGCCAUCGCAAACGGAAUGUUGUACGCCACCACCAGAGGCAGCCCCAAAACUCCGAACACCGCCAACGCCGCGCUCUUAAUCCCCGCCGACGACUCCACCACCAUUCCACCACCACACCGCCGCGGCUCCUCUUCUCUCUCUCUUUUGCCGCCACUCUAGUGAUCACGAUCGUCAUCACAAAGCAAACCCCUAGGACCAUGGUUGUCAUGCCGGCCGGCGUGCCACCGGUUGUACCAGGUUCAACUGAUAUAGGUCAUAAAACCGGCGUGACACCACCGGUAUGACCGGCAUGAUCGAUAUACGAAUCUCUAAGUAAAAUGACAUUAUUUUAGCAAAUUUAAUUGAUAAAUAUUAUUUUAUUAUUUAUUUUAUGAGUAUAAAUGUUAAAUAUUGAU